UGCCUGUAUUGCUCCAGGCUCCAACAACUCACCACAGCCACAGCGCAGAAUGACAGAGCACGAGGACUUCGCCAGCUUGGCUGGAUACUGGAACUCCUCCAACAGUUACCAGUUCAGCCCUGCCAGUGUCAUCGUCCCUGUGGUCUUCUCCCUCAUCUUCCUCUUGGGCACAGUAGGCAAUAGCCUGGUGCUAGCAGUGCUGCUGCGCAAUGGGCAAAUGGGCCACAACACUACCAACCUCUUCAUCCUCAACCUCAGCCUGGCUGACUUCUUCUUCAUUGUCUUCUGCGUGCCCUUCCAGGCCACCAUCUACUCCCUCGAGGGCUGGGUCUUUGGCUCCUUCAUCUGCAAGGCUGUCCACUUCUUCAUCUACCUCACCAUGUAUGCCAGCAGCUUCACACUGGCUGCCGUCUCAGUGGACAGGUACCUGGCUAUCCGCUAUCCGCUGCGCUCCCGGGAGCUGCGGACCCCCUGCAAUGCAGUGGCAGCCAUGGCUGUGAUCUGGGGCCUCUCCGUGGUCUUUGCUGGGCCCUACCUAAGCUAUUACGACCUGAUUGAGUGGGAGUCCAGCUACAUCUGCAUGCCCGGCUGGGAGGAAUGGAGACGCAAGGUCAUGGACACUAGCACAUUUGUCUUCGGCUAUGUCAUCCCAGUGAUGGUCAUCAGCCUCUCCUAUACCAGGACCAUCAAGUACCUGUGGACAGCAGUGGACCCUCUAGAGGACAUGUCAGAGUCCAAGAAGGCCAAGCGGAAGGUAACCAAGAUGAUCAUCAUUGUAACCAUCCUUUUCUGCCUGUGCUGGCUGCCCUACCACGUGGUCAUCCUUCGCUAUCUCUAUGGAGACUUCCCCUUCAACCAGGCCACCUAUGCCUUCCGCCUGCUUUCCCACUGCAUGGCCUAUGCCAACUCCUGCUUAAACCCCAUUGUCUAUGCCCUGGUCUCCAAGCAUUUCCGCAAGGGCUUCAAAAAAGUCUUCAGCUGCCUCCUGAGGAAGAAACCCCGCAACAAGGUCCACGUGGUGCACGCUGCCCACAUUGUGCCUUGUUUUGAGGCAGCCUCCACUGAAGUGUCCCAGAUGCACGAAGAGAACAACAGGUGUGAGCUGAACCCAGCCUCCCUGGCAGUCCCCUCCGGUUCUACCAAGCCCCUGCACAUUUCCUAGUAACCAAGCUCCAUUUCUUAGCACCCAAGCUCUGCCAGCUGGGCUGCGUCACCAUUCUCAGGCUACCCUUUCACACUGGAUGAGAGGAUGCUGGGAAAGACAAGCCAGAA
Molecule: messenger RNA, 1272 nt
Organism: Dromaius novaehollandiae (emu)
Lineage: Eukaryota; Metazoa; Chordata; Aves; Casuariiformes; Dromaiidae
Product: galanin receptor 2b-like
Exons: 2
Coding region: 50-1162 (370 amino acids)
Biological process (GO): G protein-coupled receptor signaling pathway
Cellular component (GO): plasma membrane
Molecular function (GO): G protein-coupled receptor activity
Source: RefSeq, a predicted model, not a curated record